Anisakis simplex (herring worm) is the source of this 687-nucleotide messenger RNA. The record is from the annotation of a GenBank genome assembly. NCBI's taxonomy places the organism in Eukaryota, Metazoa, Nematoda, Chromadorea, Rhabditida, Anisakidae.
AUGAGCAAAGGUGGUCAAAACAAUCAUGCUUUGGGUAGUAGCAGUUUCGCUGGCGAACGUCUCCCACAAGACACGCAUGAUCUAGUUUGUGAUAAGAUCUCACGUUUGACUAAGAGCAGUCAUCGUAGCGGUAUGAUGACCACGGGUAUUGCCUCAGCAGAUCUACACCAACAAUCAGCACCAACAAACGGACUAUCGCCAGCCGCACAACUUGACGCAGCACAAUCCGCACAAACCACUCUCAAGAGUAAUCGUCUAAUCAGUGGUGCACUACAAAUCAACAAGUUCAUUCGAGGCGGGGGUAAACGACGGGUAUCAACUUCCAGUCAACAACAGAAUUUAUCAUCAGCACCAUCAUCGUUCGAUGAUGAAACGCUGAGUCUAUCGGGUUCAGAUACAGACAGCAAUGAUAGUAGCAAUAAUUGUGGUAUUAGUAUGGUCGGAAACAGUCGACGACGUGGCUCGAGCCGUUCGAAUUUCGCUGAUGAAGACGAUUCGUUGGAGGAAUCUGAUGAAGUGGGUAUCGACGUGGUGGAGACAUCGUUGUGCGAGAAGCACUCCAGAUGCUUCUUGUUCGACGAACACUACAGUCGUGUACAUUCACUACCACCCAUCUACGAACAUCGUGGUGAACGCUCCACACUGCCAAGACACUGUCAGUUUUUGUAUUCAAGAAACGGAUUCUGA